AUCUAUUCAGCCUCCUCUCAAUAUUUUAUGUUUUCCCACUUCCGGAUGCUUUUGGUUGGGAGAAAAUCAGAAUGGCGUUUACGUUUGCUGCAUUUUGCUAUAUACUUGCACUAAUUUUGACUGCAGUUUUGAUAUUCUUUGCAAUAUUUCACAUAAUAGCUUUCGAUGAACUCAAAACAGACUACAAGAAUCCAAUAGACCAAUGUGGAAGCCUCAAUCCACUGGUUCUGCCGGAAUACUUCAUCCACAUUCUGUUUACAUUCCUCUUCAUCACGGCCAUGGAGUGGUUCACGGUGCUCCUCAAUAUCCCUCUCAUUAUUUACCAUAUACGAAGGUACAUAAAUCGCCCGGUCAUGAGCGGGCCUGGGCUGUAUGACCCCACCACGAUAAUGAACGCUGACGAACUUAAUCGAGCACAGAAGGAGGGAUGGAUCAAGCUGGCUUUCUAUCUUAUCUCAUUUUUCUACUACUUAUACUGUAUGAUCUACACACUUGUGUCUGGAUAAAGAACAGCUGUGGAUGAUGGAGAAGUUCUUGUUGAUGCGUGGAGCCAUGUGAGACUGAGUGACACCAAACUGUAGAGGAGGCAAAACACAAAGCUUAGCUAUUGCCAUAUUUUUUGUAAAUCAAGAUAUUGUCCUAAGAUUUUUAUUCUCCAGUGUUUGGUGCAAUAUAUUUUGAGUAUUUUUUUGUGUAAAUGUGUAUUUGUUUUAUUCUGUGUAUGACAUUACAUGAUGUCCCUGUGAACCUAGUCUUUAUGUACAAUAAGCAGGUUUCUAAACUCUAUUUUAUUGAUGUAUUAUUGUACACUAGACAGUGUCAGAAUGAAUAACAGCUGAACACAACAAACAUUAGCAGUAUUUCUCUAUUAUUUUGAUCUUUAUUGGUGCAAAAUCUUCUGGAAAUGGCUGGAAUAUUAAAUCCCACAAUAGGUAAUCAUUCAAAACAUCUGGUAUCAAACCAGGUUGAAUGAUCAAUUUUUUUGUGAUCUUCAGUAGACAUAAGGCAGAGAAUUAAGAAAAUAUGAUGAAAAAAAACCCUUCCAAUUUACCUAAAACACUUGCUGCAAGCCUGUGUUGUUUACUGACAGGUACCGGUAAAUCAUUAAAAAAAAAAUAUCAACAAUAUUUUGAUGGGGAUUUUUACAAUUUUACCAACGAUUCAGAAUUUUUUUCAUGUUAUAUGCAUUUCUGUAUGAUAUUGUACAAGGUAAUUCACUUUUUUGGGAGAAAUGACUAUGUGAAAAAAAGUAUGUUGUUAAAUUUACUUGGAUUCUGUAAUAUCCGAGAAUGAGCAGCAUAGAUCAAUAGUCGAGGUCCACAGUCGGUCUUGUUUGAGGAAGGAAGUGGCGACAGCCUUUACCUCACCAUUCAUUGAGUCCCAGUCCAACUAUAUUAAGGAGUUAAGCCCUGUCUUCAACACAGAUACAAAACAUCUGGUUAUGGAAUUCAGGCAUUGCUUUGUACCAUUCUGGCUUUUUAUCUUGCUUUAUUAUCAGUACUUAAAGAAAUGCUAUUUUGUUGUGUAUGUGGCAUUUGAAUAAAUUAUUGUAUAUUUUGUUCACUUUGUAGUACAAAUUAGUUCAUAUUGUAUAUGAACAAGUUUUAAAUAAAUACAUUUUAUAAUUA
This is a messenger RNA of Magallana angulata, 1628 nucleotides long. RefSeq names its product protein cornichon homolog 1-like. NCBI's taxonomy places the organism in Eukaryota, Metazoa, Mollusca, Bivalvia, Ostreida, Ostreidae. The record is from RefSeq and is a predicted model, not a curated record. Gene Ontology annotation, cellular component: COPII-coated ER to Golgi transport vesicle; endoplasmic reticulum membrane. The transcript has 5 exons. Gene Ontology annotation, biological process: endoplasmic reticulum to Golgi vesicle-mediated transport. The coding region runs from base 72 to 506 and encodes 144 amino acids.